AUGGCCACGCCAGAAGAAGACGCAGCACGUCUCGAGACUCUGGCUCUCUUCAUCCUCCAGCAGCUCGAGAAGCCGGUGCCAAACGACUGCAUGCACCUCUGCGGCUACAGUACAAUCGCCAUAAUUGCAACCAGGCCGGAUGAUGUGCUACAACUGGGGAAGAAUUAUCUGCAUGCCUGGCCUUAUGAAAAUGUGCCCGCAUGCUGGCGUCGCCUAUACGAAGAUGCCAGUCUUCACCUUGCUGUGAAGCUACUGCGCGAACAAUCAAGUCAUCCACAAAUUUCUGAUCGUGCUAUCUCGAUACCUAGCACCAAUCCUGCAAAACGCACCAAAGUUACACUCGAUGUGGCAUGGAAAGAUCAAACUUGGCUCAAGCCAUUCUGCAAUAUCAUGGAUCGAGCAGUUAUCAUCUCCGGCGCUCCAGGCCGCAAGGCCUUGAUCGACGAUGUACUUCGACAGCUCGAACUCUUCAUGGUAUCAGAAUGGACAGAUAUCGAACCUCAGAGACUUCCAACACCACGACCUCGCCCACUGGACACAGAUUGUCCCAUUAUGCGAACGACCAGAGGCUUCGAAUUCGAAGAGUUCCAAAUGCACCUCGAAACGACAGGAGCACCAGUCAUCAUGCCUGACACAUUUGAGCGUUGGCCUGCUCGCACACUUUGGGACGAUGUGAAUUAUCUCAAGUUCAAAACAUUAGGUGGCAACAGGAUCGUGCCAGUCGAAAUAGGCAGCAGCUAUACGGAGAGUGAAUGGUCUCAGAAGAUUAUGACUUUCGCAGAAUUCGCAGAAACAUAUCUCAUCCCAGACCAACCAGAAGAGAUUGGUUACUUAGCACAACACGACUUAUUCGAGCAAAUUCCAAGUCUUAAGAACGACAUCAGUAUUCCCGACUACUGCUGGACAAACCCCCCGCAACCGGAAGGCGCAGCAGCAAACACCGCAGGACUCAAAACAGUCAAACAACUUGAUGCACCACUUCUCAAUGCAUGGCUCGGUCCAGCUGGAACCAAAACCCCACUACACACCGAUCCAUAUCACAACAUCCUCUGCCAGGUCGUAGGGUACAAGUAUGUUCGUCUAUACUCACCAGAGUAUACAAAAUUCAUGUACCCCUGUGGGGUGGAUGACGCUGGAAUUAACAUGAACAAUACCUCACAAGUCGACAUGAUCCAUUUCAGGCCUGAGUUGAAGAGCGGUGAAAUGCAGUACGAUGCAGCUCUACGCGAGCAGGUUCGGAAGUUUCCGCUCUUUGGCAAAGCAAAGUAUCAAGAAGCUAUUCUUGGACCAGGAGAGUGCUUGUAUAUUCCACUUGGAUGGUGGCAUUAUGUGGAGAGCAUUACGGCAAGCUUCUCGGUUUCGUUUUGGUGGAAUUGA
Messenger RNA from Cercospora beticola, 1377 nucleotides. Its product is annotated as cupin-like domain-containing protein. Gene Ontology annotation, molecular function: 2-oxoglutarate-dependent dioxygenase activity. NCBI's taxonomy places the organism in Eukaryota, Fungi, Ascomycota, Dothideomycetes, Mycosphaerellales, Mycosphaerellaceae. The record is from RefSeq and is a predicted model, not a curated record.